Molecule: messenger RNA, 1543 nt
Organism: Sorghum bicolor (sorghum)
Lineage: Eukaryota; Viridiplantae; Streptophyta; Magnoliopsida; Poales; Poaceae
Product: cysteine-rich receptor-like protein kinase 19
Exons: 6
Coding region: 305-1276 (323 amino acids)
Biological process (GO): protein phosphorylation
Molecular function (GO): protein kinase activity; ATP binding
Source: RefSeq, a predicted model, not a curated record
UCACCCUUGCACAGCACAACACAACACAACGCGCCGUUGACUGACUUUGCUCGCGUCGCCGCCUCGUCUUGAGUCGAGUCAUCUCGCUUCCCUCGUCUCGAUCCAGAUCCCGUGUUCCCGCGGGUUCAUUCGUUUAUAUAUAAUCUUCAAAAAAAAGCCCUGCAGCUCAAGCUUCAUCCCGCGUCCCGCCAGCAAUUUCAGAUUUUCAGCUCCUCUGGUUCUUCACUUCUUCAGUCUCUUUCUCGAGCUUGGAUCCCUCAAGUGUUCUCCAGGUACAGGCGUACAGCUACUUCAAUCGUCAGAAAUGGCCACUGAUGCCAGUGGAGGUGGUAAGCCUAGUCUUCUGAGUACUUUACCGAAGCAACUACCAGCGGAUUUUCUGAAAGAAAUUACGAACGGGUUCCAUGCUGACCGAAAACUGGGUCAAGGUGCAUUUGGAACUGUUUACAAGGGGUUUCUGCAAGAUGGGCAACCCAUUGCUGUGAAGAAGCUCUCAGAUAAUUCCCCAGUGGCAACUGACAAACAGUUCAAGAACGAGGUUGGGAACCUUAUGGCCAUCCAGCAUGAGAAUAUAGUGAGGUUGUAUGGCUACUGUCAUGAAGCACAGAAGAAAGUGAUAGAGCACAAUGGAAGGUACAUUCUUGUGGAUGUGGUUGAGAGCAUGCUCUGCUACGAAUACGCGCCCAAGGGAAACCUCGACAAGUGUAUUUUUGAUAUGUCUUCUAGGCCUAAUUGGGCGACAUGCUUCAAAAUAAUCAAGGGCAUCUGCCAGGGUUUAUAUUUCCUACACAAGGGAAUGGACAGGCCUAUUGUUCAUCUGGACCUUCAGCCUGCCAACAUAUUGUUGGAUGAUAACAUGGUACCUAAAAUUGCAGACUUUGGCCUGUCAAGACUCUUUGGUGAAGAACAAACCCGAAUAAAUACAAUAAAUGUUGUGGGAGCAAAAGGGUAUAUGGCUCCAGAAUAUCUGUACAGAGGAGAAAUCUCAACCCGGUCUGACAUAUACAGCUUAGGCGUACUAAUCAUGGAGAUCGCAACUGGACAGAAGAACUCUAUGAAUGACAAAGACAUGUCUGGAAGGGACUUUGUAGAUCAGGUUCGUCAAACAUGGACAGAUGAGCACAUAGCAUCCAAGUACUCAUCACUGGACGCAGACAGCCUCCAGCAAGUAAAAACAUGCAUUGAAACUGGGCUAAAAUGUGUGGAUAUUGAUCAGAAGAAGAGACCUUCUAUAGUUGAAAUUGUUGAGAAGCUCGAUGGAAGGCAUGCUCGCUGAAUGGUGAAGUAGUGUAUGUUGUGCAAUGUAAAAUUGUGGUGCAUAGCAUAGUUCACCCAUGCUGAUACACUCAAGAUGCAAUCAUGCGCACAAUAAUUGUAUCACUUACUAAUUUAUGUAAUAUGUUGCUUGUGGGUUAGCAAUUAGUACUCCCUCCACUCAGUUUUAUGUGUCGCUUCAGCUGUGAACAAUAUGACAUUAUAAUGUCACAUAACCCUGAGCUCAGUGUUCAUUUUAUGACUUUACUUUCAAUUAUGUAUAAUCUUA